AUGUUGGCCCACAUCGCGUGGCCAGCUAUCCCUUUCUCAAAGCACUGGCCGUCAGGGCACAGGCCCAUACGCCUCCUGCUGCUCCUUUCUCCAGUUCGUCUUCCUCCUCUGGAUCGAAACCUUGGAGCCUGCUCCGUGGACCUGUCCAUGGAAACGGAGGGCGAUUCCGAACAGAGGAUUAGCCGCGGGCAUGCGGGCAAUACUGGUGCUGCCCGGCCUAUAGAGUCCCAGGCUUCUAUCAGCGUCGCCGAGGCUGACAUUCGCCAUGCAGGGGACCUCCGUAGCGGUGGCGGAGAUGCCGGAUUUCUUGGCGAGGACCCGCUCUUGCAAGUUUGUUCGGAGGCUACGAGCGGAUGGACACGCAGGGUAAGGAUCAGAAAGGCCCCCGCUGAGCGCGAGCUCAACCCGAACCGGAAAAGUGCCCUUGAAUUGUCCAUGAGGGCUUUCAUAUUGAAAAGAGAUGGCAAUGUUGUCAACCCAGCUGUCGGGACCUCUUUUGAUUCAUUGGAUGAAGCCUAUCAAUUCUACAAUUUAUAUUUGUGGGAGCUUGGAUUUGGUAUAAGGUAUUCGAAAAGCAGGCUAAAUGUGGAGCGGGUGAAGUGCAUGCAGGAGAUAGUCUGUGGAUGUGCGGGUAAACCGGAGAGGGAGAAUACAAGAUCAACACGGUGCGGUUGUGCUGCCCGGAUCAGGCUGCUUCGGUCGGACGACAAUGGAUGGUAUAUUUCAGAGCACCGGGCGGCACACAACCACUCUUUGUCAAGCACUUGUGGUGAGAAGAUGCAUUGGCCGUCGCACAGGCUCAUUGACCGGUAUACUAAGGAUCUUGUUAGGCAGCUUAGAGAGAACAAUGUCAGUCUUGGAAAGGUUUAUAGUAUAGUUGGUAGUUUUUUUGGAACAGUUGAUAAUGUGCCAUUUACAAAACGGUCACUGAAGACGCUGUGUAGCAAGUUGAACAAGGAGCAUUCUGAUUCAUAUGCCUGGAAAACAAUGGACAUACUUGCGGAGAUGAAGGCAAACGAUCCAGAAUUCAACUAUACUGUCCAGGUUGAUGACGAGAGCAGGAUUAAGACACUUAUGUGGGUUAACAGGCGUAGUGUGGACCAGUAUAGGUGUUUCGGAGAUGUUGUAACAUUUGAUACCACAUAUAGGACCAACCUAUAUGACAUGCCAUUCGGUCUGUUUGUAGGAGUGAACAAUCACUUCCAGAGCAUAAUUUUCGGAGGUGUCAUGCUGAGGGAUGAGAAGGAGGACACAUUCAAGUGGGUUUUCCGUGAAUUCAUCAGGAUGGUCGGGGGUAAACACCCGCAAACAAUAUUAACAGACCAGGCGUGGUCAAUGGAAUUGGCUAUAGAAACAGAGAUGCCCAAUACAACGCAUAGGUGGUGUAAAUGGCAUGUGCUGAAGAAAGCAAAGGAAUCAAUGGGGGUUUUGUGGAGCAAGAAAACUGAUUUCAAAAGUGAAUUUCAUAAGCUGGUUCAUCACAUGGUCACGGAGCAAGAGUUCGAGGAUGGAUGGUCUGCAAUGCUUGAUAAAUAUUCACUGAGAAAGCACCCGUACCUUACUCAAAUUUAUGAGGUGCGGCAUAAGUGGGCAAAGCCGUAUUUCAGAGGUGUUUUUUGCGCAAAGAUGACUAGUACUCAACGGAGUGGAAGUGCCAAUCACAUGCUUAAAAGUUAUGUCCCCCCGGGCUGUCCAAUGCAUCUGUUCCUCAAACAGUACGAGAAGCUCCAGUUUGACAGAGAGUCUGAAGAGAGCUUCCAGGAGAAACGAACCGCACUGAGUGGGGUUUUGUUGCGAGUAAAUCUUCCAAUUGAGAGGCAUGCUAGCAAGAUAUACACAAGGGCAAUGUUUGAGCAAUUUGGAGGUGCUUUGUACAAGGCAGGGGCCUAUGAACUGGAUGUUGUUGUCCCGAAAAAGAUAUACAUUCUUACUCACGUUGAUGCUCUGGCAAGAGAGAAAUGGAGCAAAGUACAGUUCAAGGUUGAAGUCGAUGAUGAUCAGAGUUUCUUUAAUUGUGAAUGUGGGAUUUUCGAGCACUCUGGAAUGGUUUGCUGUCAUUCGUUGAAGGUUAUGAUUGAGCUCAAAUUGAGCAAGAUCCCAGAUAAGCACAUACUAAAACGCUGGACUAGGGAUGCCCGCGAUAUAUUUCCGGAGCACCUUGUUCGAUACCAGAAGGACAGAGGGCCGCAUGGUUUUGAUACUUACAGGCACAACGCCAUGUACAUGAAGGCGCUUGAAUGUGUUAGGCUGGGCGAUAGUAAUGUGAAGUGCUAUGAUGUUUUCAUGGCCAUGAUGAAGGAGCAGGGUGGCGUCGUGCAUGGUGUGGGCAACGACAUCGUGUCUCAUGCAUCGGCCUCUCUUUGCACCGCAGCAGACGAGGUUAGAUUAUGGAUUGAAAAAUUAGAAACUCAACUUCAUUUUGUUUUCUCUUCUCGCUAG
Messenger RNA from Triticum urartu, 2439 nucleotides. RefSeq names its product protein FAR1-RELATED SEQUENCE 5-like. The record is from RefSeq and is a predicted model, not a curated record. Gene Ontology annotation, molecular function: zinc ion binding. Lineage: Eukaryota; Viridiplantae; Streptophyta; Magnoliopsida; Poales; Poaceae.